Rhipicephalus sanguineus (brown dog tick) is the source of this 762-nucleotide messenger RNA. RefSeq lists its product as uncharacterized. The record is from RefSeq and is a predicted model, not a curated record. Lineage: Eukaryota; Metazoa; Arthropoda; Arachnida; Ixodida; Ixodidae.
GAAGGAAUAUGAACUCGACAUCCUUGGAGAUAGCAAGAACGGAACCACUUCUAUUUGUGUGGAAGAAGUAACAGUGGAUCAAACGCCGGAACCCCAGCCUCUGACUGAAGAUGAUGCAACGGAUAUCGUAAGACAGCUGCAAGCAGUCUUGCUGGAGAAUGGCCCAUCCCAGGAGGAAGACCUGCUGAAAGCACUGGAACCUGAGCAGGCUCGCCGGGUUUUGGCUGUGUACGACACGUUGACUGACUUCUUGGAUGGGCACCCAGGAUUCAAACGGAAGGAUGAGGACCUGCUUUCGUUCAUCUACUACGUGGACCCUGAUGAGGACGAUGAGGGCGAUGAUGACGACUGCUACUACUCCUCCCUCACGACCAAUCUUUGCAACGGACUCUCCGCACUGGCUGUCAGUGCCAAGAAUGCCGAGUACCAGUUUCACUCCCCGGUGGAUAGCGACAGUGGAUCCCAAAGCCUACGUACCGGCUCGUCCUGCAGCACUUCGUACGAGUCUGCCGUGGAGGAGGAGUACGAAGACGAUGGGAAGAGCAAGAAGCCUGGCUGCAAGGACAGCUGGACCCAGACGCCCUCGCGGCCUCGUUGCCAGUCACGAGGCGUACAGGUGGUACAGCCGACAUGCGACGCGGAGUCUCAGACUGAAGGAUGGGACUCUGACCAGAUAACCGAGCUGGAGCUACUGCUGAGGAAACGAGACGCCGAAAUUUUUGAACUCCAAGAGAGGCUGGCAUCUAUUCAGGAAGAGCAUGC